Molecule: messenger RNA, 1137 nt
Organism: Zymoseptoria tritici IPO323
Lineage: Eukaryota; Fungi; Ascomycota; Dothideomycetes; Mycosphaerellales; Mycosphaerellaceae
Exons: 3
Biological process (GO): translation
Cellular component (GO): large ribosomal subunit; Cdc73/Paf1 complex
Molecular function (GO): structural constituent of ribosome; protein binding
Source: RefSeq, a predicted model, not a curated record
GCCGCCCUCAUACCGAUACCUGCACUACUGGGAGACAUCUGGGAUGGACUGCUCAAAGCUGUGCCAAAGAAGAAGACGAGUCACAUGAAGAAGCGACACCGGCAAAUGGCCGGCAAGGCCUUGAAAGACGUGACGGCGUUGAACAAAUGUAGCGCAUGUGGGAGACUGAAAAGAGCGCAUAUUCUGUGUCCAUACUGCACCAUCACGCUGCCCAAUGCGCAUCCCACAGACAUCUUCUCGCUCGCCGUGACACCCUCACACCUCCUCACCGCCUCUGGCUCUUCCAGCAUCAAGAUCUUCAGCACCCACGAAACCCCAUACCCUCUCGUCCAAACCCUCGACAAAGCCCACGACUUGGGUUGCCAUCACAUCUGCACCUCUCUCGAUGGGACCGUAGCUGCCAGCGUAGGCUUCUCCGGCGGCGAUGUCAAGCUCUGGCAGUGCAGUGAAGAGGGCGAGUGGAUAGAGAAAGGCAGCAUGAAGGUGGACGUCAAACAAGCAGGCGAGCAUUGGGCACCAGCACUCAGUGCGGACGGACAAUACCUCGCAUGCACAACUUCCGACGGUCGCAUCAAUGUCUACACCACCGCCACGAUCACCUCCAACGACACGCCGCCAGAGAAGCUCACCGAAUACGAAACGAAAGGUUCCUUUGGCAUGAGCGUCGACAUCUCUCCCAACGGUGAGAUGACCGCAUCUGGCCACCAAAACGGCAGCAUCUACAUCUUCAACAACGCCACCCGCCGCCUCGCACACUCUCUCUCUGGUCUGAUCAAGCCCGUCCGCGCGGUGAAAUUCAGCCCAGCGAAUCGCUACCUCGCCGCCGCAGGAGACGCCCGCAUCAUUGCGCUUUACGAUACAAAGAGUGGUGAGCAGGUCGCCAACUUCACCGGUCACAGUUCGUGGAUCAUGAGCUUGGAUUGGAAUUGGAGUGGGGAGUAUUUGCUAAGCGGAGGAUACGAUGGAAAGGCAAAGAUCUGGAGUGUGGAGAGACGCGAGUGCGUGGCUACACAGACGGAGAGCGAGAAGUGCUUGUGGAGCGUCAAGUGGCUUUGGCAUUCUCCGACGGCGCGCAAUGAGGUGUUUGUCACGGCGGGUGCGGGCAAGACGUUGGCGUUCUAUCGGGAGGCUAGUGGG